Molecule: messenger RNA, 3823 nt
Organism: Hypanus sabinus (Atlantic stingray)
Lineage: Eukaryota; Metazoa; Chordata; Chondrichthyes; Myliobatiformes; Dasyatidae
Product: proteinase-activated receptor 3-like
Exons: 2
Coding region: 63-1280 (405 amino acids)
Biological process (GO): thrombin-activated receptor signaling pathway; positive regulation of Rho protein signal transduction; blood coagulation
Cellular component (GO): membrane
Molecular function (GO): thrombin-activated receptor activity
Source: RefSeq, a predicted model, not a curated record
AGUCAUUCUGCCUGGGGUUGCAACACAAAUUUAACUCAGAAACAGUACUGAGCUGCUGCAAAAUGAAUUGCAGCUUGCUGCUGAGGAUCCUUCUAUCAAUGCUUUGCGUCUUUUGGAGCAGACAAGAAGUUAGCAGGUCCAUGGACUAUGACGAUUACAACGAUAUUACUACCAUUGUUUCAAAGGUCAAAGCUGAAACACGUUUAGUACCAAGCGUGGGCGACAUCAUGAAAGGAUUUAAAGCCAAACUACUCAGAGUAAAUGGCUCCAAUGAGACGAUCUACCAUGUGAAUAAGACAGUCAAAAAGCAGCUCACUGGUCUCACCACAACAGUUACCAUCCCAGGCCUCUAUUUCUUAGUGUUUGCCAUUGGGCUCCCUGCCAAUGGGCUAGGACUCUGGGUACUGGCAACAAAAAUCAGAAAAUUGCCUUCCACCAUCUUCCUGAUCAGCCUGGCAUCUGCAGACCUCCUCCUGAUCCUGACGUUACCGUUCAAAAUCUCCUACCACCUUCUGGGCAACAACUGGGUCUUCGGCGAAGCCCUGUGCCGGACGAUGACGGCCUUCUUCUACGGGAACAUGUACUGCUCCAUCCUGCUCCUCACCGUCAUCAGCAUCGACCGAUACUUUGCCCUCGUCUAUCCUUUCACCUCCCGGCAGUUCAGGGACAACACAUUUGCCAUCAGCGUCUGCUCCGUGAUCUGGGUAAUCGCCACGCUCCUGGUUCUGCCAUUUCUCUUCAGGGAGCAGUUGAUCAGCAUCCACGACCUGAACAUUACGACCUGCCAUGAUGUGUUGCCGGUGGAUAGUCAGGCUGGGUAUUUCUUCUACUACUUUGUAUGUUUGGUUAUCAUGGGAUUUUUGAUCCCAUGCUGUAUCACUGUUUUUUGCUAUGGUUCUGUAAUCAAAACUUUAAUAGUCAAUGAGAAGAGUUACGUGCAUGCUGCAAUAGUCACUUUCCUGAUUUUACUGGUGUAUGUUGGGUGCUUCGCUCCCAGCAAUAUCAUCCUCCUAAUUCACCACUCAGAGUACCACCUUACCAAGGAGAGUGAGCUCUACAUUUAUUACAUGGUCUGCAUGGUUGUCAGUAGCUCCAGCAGCUGCAUUGACCCUUUCAUUUACUAUUACAUUUCUGAUGAAUUUAGGGUUAAGGUGAUGCGUGUAAUUUGCUGCAGGAAGGAGCAGCGAGGCGUGCUUUCUGGGAGGACCACCCAGGAGCUCCUGAACACUCACACCUACUCCUCACACUCCAGAGCUAAGAUGUCUGUGGAAGACGCCUGAUUCCGUGCAGGACCGGGAGGGAAUUCAAAGACCCAAAGGAAGAAAUCGAUCUGCUGACGAUGAACUGAAAAAUACAUCGUCAGCACUGCAUGCUUUCAGCAUCAUAUCAGCAAUGGAAUUGAAAACGGACCAGAUUCUGUUGGUUCAGAUUAAUUUAGCAGAUUAUGUUUUUUGUUCUCAGAUAUCACCUAUAUAGAAUUUUGAAAACCAGAAUUUAUGUUUCCUUCAGUAUUGUUGUAUUGUUUACAAAGUAGCAGGAAUGAAAGUGAGUUGGUGACUUCCCCUCCAGACCACAGCACCUUUCAGAACACAGCUCCCUCCUGCCAGAUUUAGCCGCACUGCACUUUUCUCCAUAGCUGCCACACUAUGUUCUGUUUUCCUUUAUACUUCCUCAAUGUAUGGCCUGAUCUGACUGGCUGGUAUGCUCCAUAAACAGCUUCUCACUGCAUUUACAUGUGACACUAGCAAAACCCGACCAAUAUGGUGUCUCACUCUGAAAACGCCGGGGGAACUCAGCAGGCCAGGCAGCAUCUGUGGAGAGGAAUAAAUAGUCGACACUUCAGGCCAAGACCCUUCACCACGAUGCCUCUCCAUAGGCACUGCCGGACCACCAGAACUUUGCCUGCGUUGCUCUGGGUUUCCAGCAUCGUCUCACUCCACUCCUUGGUCAGUUCACUUCAGAUGCUCUGGUUCUGGAUUACCCUGAGAAGUUCCUCAUAGUCAGCCCUAUUUUCUGGCUCUGAUAUUUUGUAUACUUAAAUCAAAUUCCCCCACUACUUCCUCAACUCCUAGAAAUCAAGCCCAGUUUAUCCAGUCUCCUCUCAUAACAGAAACACACAAUCCCAGGGCAACAUUGUGGUGAAUCUGCCCUCCAGUAUAAGCACUUUGUUCUAAUAGUGUAGAAAUGAGAAUUACACAAAGUACUCCAGUCUUGGCUUAAGCAAUGCUUUGCAUGGUUGUGUGAUCAUCUCCCUGUUUUAUAUUCAAAGCCUUAUUAAAAAGACAGGCACCUCACACUGCUUUCUUGGCCAUCUAUCCACCUGGGCUGCUACCUUCAGGGAUCCUCGUGCACCAAGGUCCUCCUCUUCCUCAAUACCUCACAGGGCCCAGCUUCUUUAGCCCUCCAAAAGUGCUUCUUAUUUAUCAGAAUUAAAUUCUGUCUGUCAUUGUUUGGCCCAUCUCAGAAACUCAUCUGUAUUAUCCAAUAGCCUUAAAAUUACCAUCCUCACUCUCUGUGCCACCACCAAAUUUGGUGUCACUAAUCAUACCUUCCCUACCAUAAUCCUAAUAACUAAUGUAAAUAAUAAACUAAGGAUUUCCAGGUCAACCCUGUGGUACGUUGUUGGUUGAAGGCUCCCACAAGUAAACCUGAAGGUAGCAGCCUACUGCCUGUCCCCACAGGUAUAUUUAAUGUAUAUUUAAACUUGUGUUAAAAUGUAAACACUGUAUCUGACACAAACCUGUGCAACAAAUAAAAACAGAUCAUAUAGAUGCCUUUUGUGAGCAUAUAAGUGAGUAAUUGAAGUCUUCUUCUUCUGAGGCAGCCUCUGCUUGGGGCAUCUGCUGGAUGAUGUCAGGAGGUUGAGGUGAAACACUCUUUCAGUCGCCUGUGCAGGGUAUCUGUAUGUCCCUGACACUGGUAUUGAAGCUGUCAGCAUCACCCUGAAUCCACCUCCUCUGGUUUGAGCACUCAAGUGUUUGACAUUCACAAGGGUUGCUGUACGUGUCGCAUUUCCUCAAGGAAGAGUCGCGGGGUAAUGAUGCAGCUCUAUAAAACUCUAGUUAGGCCACACUUGGAGUACUGUGUCCAGUUCUGGUCGCCUCACUAUAGGAAGGAUGUGGAAGCAUUGGAAAGGGUACAGAAGAGAUUUACCAGGAUACUGCCUGGUUUAGAGAGUAUGCAUUAUGAUCAGAGAUUAAGGGAGCUAGGGCUUUACUCUCUGGAGAGAAGGAGGAUGAGAAGAGACAUGAUAGAGGUAUACAAGAUAUUAAGAGGAAUAGAGUGGACAGCCAGUGCCUCUUCCCCAGGGCACCACUGCUCAGUACAAGAGGACAUGGCUUUAAGGUAAGGGGAGGGAAGUUCAAGGGGGAUAUUAGAGGAAGAUUUUUCAUUCAGAGAGUGGCUGCCUGAGUCAGUGGUGGAGGUAGAUACACUAGUGAAAUUUAAGAGACUACUAGACAGGUAUAUGGAGGAAUUUAAGGUGGGGGGUAUUGGAGUAUAAAAGUUGAGAUUGUUUGCUGUGUAACCAAAACUAUGUAGUCAGCUUUGAAACUUGCUAUUUGCUAUGCAUGUACCCAAUUUGGUAGGAGAAUGAAAUAUUAAGAAUGUAGAAGACAAUGGUGUGUUAAUGAGAGGUAGCUAAGAGAUGUAGAUUAGAACAUGAUUGUCAAUGGGUAGAAACAAUAGUGGCGGAUGUACUUGUGAGACGCAACUGUAGACCGAUUGGAUACACUAAUGCAACUAAACCAGGAAAUUGCUAUAAAAAAUGCUAUGCCCAAGGAUCGGUGGGCAAUCAGCGACUAGCUCAAUGACUGUCUCAGCU